CAACAACAAGUGAACUGAGAAUGGAUAUAACAUUUGGGGAUUUUAUUUAGCCACGGAAAACAUUGCGCUUUUUGCAAAUAUGUUUUUCGGAACUAGAGAGCAGUCAUUCAAAACAGUCCCCACAACGCAAAGCAAAAACUGAAACGAGGUUUAAACUGUUUUCUCUUGUGCUGUUGUCGCAAGACAGUUCAACCGGUAACUUGGAGCUAGCUUAGCAAGUUAACUUUAACGUUACUGUCAAAAGUGGAAUAUCUACCUCUCGUUAUCCUCCUUGCGUUACUUACGUAUUUGGAUAGUAGUUGUUCUGUCGGAUAGAUAUAUUUAAUUAUACUCGGUAGUUCUGCAUUAGUACUUUUGUAGGAGACGAAUUCGACUACGUUUGUCCAAUAUGGUUCUACAAAACAGUGGAAGAUUCAAAGCUGAUAGAGGAGGAGGGGACCAAGAAAACCAACAGGAUGACAUGUCCGGGCAGUCAGCCGCCAAGCGGCUGGAGCGCAGUCAGUUCACCGAUGAGAUGGAUGCGCGCUUCGGCUUCGAAAGGAUGAAAGAUCCUGGGGAGAAAACGGGCUGGUUGAUAAAUAUGCACCCGACAGAAAUACUGGAUGAUGACAAAAGGCUGAUAAGUGCUGUGGACUAUUACUUCAUCCAGGACGAUGGAAGAAGGUUUAAGGUGGCUCUUCCAUUUAAGCCAUACUUCUAUGUUGCUACCAGAAAGAAUUGUGAGCGAGAGGUCAUUUCAUACCUGUCAAAGAAGUUUCAGGGCAAAGUGGCUAAGCUGGAAGUCUGCCCCAAAGAAGACCUGGACCUGGCAAACCAUCUGGUGGGACUGAAGAGAAAUUACGUCAAGCUGUCCUUCAACACAGUGGAUGAUCUUAUCAAGGUCAAACGGGAGAUUGCCCCUGCUGUUCGUAAGAACCGAGAAAGAGAGAAGUCCAAUGAAACCUAUACAAGCAUGCUGUCGAGUGCGUUGGUUGGAGGAAACGUCGCCGCAGGAGAUGAGGACGGCCCAUCCAAAAAGAUGGCAGAUCAGUUGGACAACAUAGUGGACAUGAGAGAGUAUGACGUGCCCUACCAUGUCCGCUUAUCCAUUGACCUGCAAAUCCACGUGGCUCAUUGGUACAACGUCCGGUACCGUGGCAGUGCCUAUCCUCCUGAGAUUGUAAGAAGGGAUGACCUUGUGGAGCGACCGGAUCCAGUUGUGCUGGCGUUUGAUAUAGAGACGACCAAGCUGCCCCUCAAGUUCCCUGAUGCUGAGUCGGAUCAGAUCAUGAUGAUCUCAUACAUGAUUGAUGGACAGGGUUUUCUCAUUACAAACAGAGAAAUAGUCUCUGAGGACAUUGAGGAUUUUGAGUUCACCCCCAAACCAGAGUACGAGGGACCGUUUACAGUGUUCAAUGAGCCAGACGAGGCGGCGCUUCUCCAGCGUUUUUUUGAACACGUCCACGAGACGCAGCCCAACAUCUUUGUCACGUACAACGGGGACUUCUUCGACUGGCCCUUUGUGGAGACGCGCGCAGCUCAGCAUGGCCUGAACAUGUACAAGGAGAUCGGCUUUCAGAAGGACGGCCAGGGGGAGUACAAGUCCAGCCAGGCCAUUCACAUGGACUGUUUCAGGUGGGUGAAGAGAGACAGCUACCUGCCCGUGGGGAGUCACAACCUGAAGGCCGCGGCGAAGGCCAAGCUGAGUUACGACCCGGUGGAGCUGGACCCUGAGGAGAUGUGUCGCAUGGCCACCGAGGAGCCACAGACACUGGCCACUUACUCGGUGUCCGACGCAGUGGCCACAUAUUACCUCUACAUGAAGUACGUCCACCCCUUCAUCUUCGCUUUGUGCACCAUCAUUCCAAUGGAGCCGGACGAGGUUUUACGUAAAGGCUCUGGCACAUUGUGUGAGGCUCUACUGAUGGUCCAGGCCUUCCACGCCAACAUAGUCUUCCCCAACAAGCAGGAGCAGGUGUUUAACAAGCUGACCAGCGAUGGUCACGUGAUGGACUCGGAGACCUAUGUGGGCGGCCACGUGGAGGCCCUGGAGUCUGGGGUCUUCCGUAGUGACAUCCCCUGCCGCUUCAAAAUGAACCCCGCUGCUUUUGACUUCCUCCUUCAGAUGGUUGAGAGAACUAUACGUCAUGCCAUUGAGGAAGAGGAGAAUAUUCCGCUGGACCAAGUUACAAACUUCAAUGAGGUCUGUGAUGAGAUCAAAAAGAAGCUGAUCUCGCUGAAGGAGGUGCCCAACAGAAUUGAAUGUCCUCUCAUCUACCAUCUUGAUGUGGGGGCUAUGUACCCCAACAUCAUCCUGACAAAUCGCCUGCAGCCCUCUGCCAUGGUGGACGAGGCCAUCUGCGCUGCCUGUGACUUUAACAAGCCAGGGGCCAACUGUCAGAGGAGGAUGACCUGGCACUGGAGAGGGGAGAUCAUGCCUGCGAGUCGCAGUGAGUUUCAUCGCAUCCAACAGCAGCUGGAGUCCGAGAAGUUUCCUCCUUUCUUCCCCAACGGCCGCCCGCGGGCCUUCCACCAGCUCGACAGAGAGGAGCAGGCUCGCCACGAGAAGAAACGUCUUGCCGAUUACUGUAGGAGGGCUUAUAAGAAGGUGCAUGUCACAAAGCUGGAGGCGAGAGUCACCACGAUCUGCCAGAGGGAGAACUCGUUCUAUGUGGACACCGUCCGAGCCUUCAGAGAUCGCCGUUAUGAGUUCAAGGGCUUGCAUAAGGUGUGGAAGAAGAAGCUGUCUCAGGCUCAGGACGCUGGCGAUGCUGCCGAGGUCAAGCGCUGCAAGAACAUGGAGAUCCUGUACGAGUCCCUGCAGCUGGCCCACAAGUGCAUCCUCAACUCCUUCUAUGGCUACGUCAUGAGGAAAGGAGCUCGCUGGUACUCCAUGGAGAUGGCAGGAAUUGUGUGCUACACAGGAGCUAACAUCAUCACCCAAGCCAGGGAGCUCAUUGAACAGAUUGGGAGACCUUUGGAGUUGGACACGGAUGGAAUUUGGUGUGUUCUACCCAACUCUUUUCCUGAGAACUUUGUCAUCAAAUCGACCAAUGAGAAGAAGCCCAAAGUCACCAUCUCUUACCCGGGAGCCAUGCUUAACAUCAUGGUUAAGGAGGGCUUUACCAAUCACCAGUACCAGGAGCUGGUGGACCCGGCCAACCUGACCUACGAGACGCGCGCUGAGAACAGCAUCUUCUUUGAGGUGGACGGGCCUUACCUGGCCAUGAUACUGCCCGCCUCCAAAGAAGAGGGCAAGAAGCUGAAGAAGAGGUACGCCGUGUUUAACGAGGACGGCUCUCUGGCCGAGCUGAAGGGCUUCGAGGUGAAGCGCAGGGGAGAGCUGCAGCUCAUCAAGAUCUUCCAGUCGUCCGUGUUCGAGGCCUUCCUCAAGGGCACCACGCUGGAGGAGGUCUACGCCUCCGUGGCCAAAGUGGCCGACUACUGGCUGGACGUGCUCUACAGCAAGGCUGCCAACAUGCCGGACACUGAGCUGUUUGAGCUCAUCGCGGAGAACCGCUCCAUGUCCCGUAAGCUGGAGGACUACGGCGAGCAGAAGUCCACCUCCAUCAGCACGGCCAAGCGCCUGGCGGAGUUCCUGGGGGACCAGAUGGUGAAGGACGCAGGGCUGAGUUGCCGUUACGUUAUCUCGCGCAAACCCGAAGGCUCGCCCGUCACCGAGAGGGCCAUACCUUUGGCUAUCUUCCAGGCAGAACCUUCAGUCAAAAAGCAUUUCCUGCGCAAAUGGCUGAAGAUGCCCAGUCUUCAUGAACUGGACAUUAGAUCUAUCAUUGACUGGAACUACUACAUUGAGCGUCUGGGCAGUGCCAUCCAGAAGAUCAUCACCAUCCCGGCGGCACUGCAGCAGGUGAAGAACCCUGUGCCCAGGGUGCGCCACCCCGACUGGCUGCACAAGAAGCUGCUGGAGAAGAACGACAUCUUCAAGCAGAAGAAGAUCAGCGAGCUCUUCACCAGCGAGGGAAAGAGACAGGUGGCCCAGACGCUGGAGCCCGGGGAGGCGGCGGACAUCGAGGACUUUGGGAAGCCUCCGCGGCCGCUGCAGCCGGCCAUCCUCAUCAGCACCAAGCGCAAGCGCGCGUCCCAGGGGGAGGAGAGCCAGGCGGAGUCCCAGGAGAUGGAGCUCACGCAGUCCUGGAGGGAGAUCCUCGGCCCGCCGCCCCCCAAGGGGCCCUCCAAGGAGGAGCUGCUGGUGUGGCUGCGCUACCACAAGAAGAAGUGGGAGCUGCAGCUGCGCCAGAGGAAGGAGCGGCGCAAGAAGCGGCGGCUGGUGGACGGCGACUCCACACCAGCAGGGGGCGGCGUCAUCCGGGACGGCCCCACCACCGCGCUGGGCACCUUCCUGCGCAAGACCGCCCGCAGCAUGCUGGACAUGCCCUGGCAGAUCAUACAGAUUGCUGAGACCAGUCACCCAGGCCUGUUCAAGCUGUGGGCAGUGAUAGGCAGUGACCUCCACUGCAUGAAGCUCACCAUCCCCAGAGUCUUCUACGUCAACCAGAAGAUCCCUAAGCAGGACGAGGGACCCACAUACAGAAAGGUGAACCGGAUCCUCCCCCGCUCCAAUGUGGUGUACUACCUCUACCAGUACACGGUACCUGAGGACAUGUACCAGGAGCACAUCAACGAGAUCAACGCCGACCUCUCCGCUCCUGACAUCGAGGGAGUGUACGAGACCCAGGUUCCCCUGCUGUUCAGAGCGCUGGUGCAGCUGGGCUGUAUGUGCAUGGUCAACAAGCAGGCCGUGCGUGACAUGGCAGGCCGAGAGGCCGACACGUUUGACCUUGAACACCUGGAGAUGAGAUCACUGGCUCAGUUCAGUUACCUGGAACCUGGCAGCGUGCGUCACAUCUACCUGUACCACCACAGCCAAGGACACAAGGCGCUGUUCGGCCUCUUCAUUCCGUCUCAACGCAAGGCCAGCGUGUUUGUGCUCGACACGGUGCGCAGUAACCAGAUGCCCAACCUGAGCACUCUGUACGGGGCGGAGCGCACCGCUCUGCUGGAGAAGACCAGCGAGGACCUGCUGCCGCCAGAGAAGCACCAGUUCGAGGUGCGCGCCGAGAACGACCCAAAGGCCAUCUACAGAGCUGUGCAGCGCAUCCUCCUCAACUACAAGGAGGAGCGGCGUGGCCCCACCCUGAUCGCGGUGCAGUCCAACUGGGAGCUGCGGCGGCUGGCGGCGGGCAUGGCGGUGCUGGAGGAGUUCCCGGUGGUGCCGGUGCACGUGGUGGACGAGAUCAGCUACAGCGUGCUGGACUGGCAGCGCCACGGCGCCCGCCGCAUGAUCAGACACUACCUCAACCUCGACAGCUGCCUCUCGCAGGCCUUCGACAUGGCACGGUACUACCACCUGCCUGUGGGCAACCUGCCACAGGACGUGUCCAUCUUCGGCUCGGACCUGUUCCUGGCGCGCCACCUGCGCAAGCACAACCACCUACUGUGGCUCUCGCCCACGACCCGGCCCGACCUGGGGGGCAAGGAGGCCGACGACAGCAGGCUGGUGAUGGAGAGCGACGACCGCGCCUCGGUGGAGAUCAACAGCCAGGGCUGCUACUCUACAGUGUGUGUGGAGCUGGACAUUCAGAGUCUGGCGGUCAACACCAUUCUGCAGUCCCAGCACGUCAACGACAUGGAGGGCGGGGCCAGCAUGGGCGUCAGCUUCGACGUCAUCCAGCACGCCUCCCUGGAGGAGAUGAUGUCGGGCAACCAGGCCGCCCCCGCCGUGGCCAGCUAUGACGAGACGGCGCUCUGCUCCAACACCUUCAGGAUCCUGAAGAGCAUGGUUGUUGGCUGGGUGCGUGAGAUCACACAGUACCACAACGUCUACGCAGAUAACCAGGUGAUGCACUUCUACCGCUGGCUGCGAUCGCCCAACUCUCUGCUCUACGACCCGGCCCUGCACCGCACCCUGAACAACAUGAUGAAGAAGAUCUUCCUGCAAUUGGUUGCGGAGUUCAAGCGGCUUGGCUCCUCUGUAGUCUACGGCAACUUCAAUCGGAUCAUCCUCUGCACCAAAAAACGGCGCAUUGACGACGCCAUCGCUUAUGUGGAGUACAUCACCAACAGCAUUCACUCCCGGGAGAUCUUCCACUCCCUCUCGCUCACCUUCUCGCGCUGCUGGGAGUUCCUGCUGUGGAUGGAUCCAGCCAACCAUGGAGGGGUGAAGGGCAAGCUGCCCUCCAGCAUCCUCUGCGGAGAGGAUGGUGGUGGUAAGAAGAAAAAGGAAAAAGCGGAGGGGGAGGAGGAAGGAAGUGAGGAAGAGGAGGAGGAGGAGGAUGAAGAGGAGGUGGGUGAUGGGGAAGAGGAUGUUGAGGACCUGAUUGAGAGCAACUGGAACAUCAUGCAGUAUCUCCCCCAAACGGCAUCCUGUCAGAAGUACUACCUGAUGAUCAUCUCGGCCUAUAUUGCAGCUGUCUAUCACAGCAUGAGGGAGGAGCUUCGGCGGAACGCUCCCGGGACCACGCCCAUCAAGAGGCGCGGUGGAAGCCAGGCCUCUCAGCAGGCAGCAGGGGACAGCAACUCCCUACCUGGCAUGAUCAGCUUCUCUCAGGAGUACGUCUCCGGCGAGCUGACCCAGAACUUCUUCACCAUCACCCAGAAGAUCCAGAAGAAGGUGAUGGGCACGCGCAACAUGACCCUGCCCUCCGAGAUGUUCCCCGUCCUGCCCGGCUCCCACCUGCCCCUCAACAACCCCGCCCUGGAGUUCAUCAAAUACGUCUGCCAGGUGCUGUCGUUGGAUGGCAACAUCGUGAACCAGGUGAACAAGCUGAAGCGAGACCUGCUGAGGCUGGUGGACGUGGGCGAGUUCUCCGACGACGCCCAGUUCCGUGACCCGUGCCACUCGUACGUCCUGCCAGAGGUCAUCUGCCACCACUGCAACUUCUGCCGUGACCUUGACCUGUGCAAGGACCCCUCCAUGGCACAGGAUGGCAGUGUUCUGCCACAGUGGUUCUGCUCCAACUGCCAGGCCCAGUACGAGACGGACUCCAUCGAGAUGGCGCUGGUGGAGGCCCUGCAGAAGAAGCUGAUGAGCUUCACCCUGCAGGACCUGGAGUGUGCCAAGUGCAAAGGAGUGAAGGAGGCCAACAUGCCUCUGUACUGCCGCUGCGCUGGCGAUUUCAAACUCACUUUCUCAACCAAGAGCUUCUCCGAGCAGAUAAGAGUGUUCCGGAACAUUGCGGAUCAUUACAAGAUGGGCUUCCUGCAGGAGACCAUCGACUGGCUGCUUCUCAUGAGCCCCCAGUUGGCCUAAUGUGACAAAAUCCCUAAUAAUAGUCAUGUUAAAGGGAUGGUCCGAACCAUCCUUUUAAUAUUGAGCACACAUCGGUGUCUUGUUCUGCAGAUGGUGUUGUUCUGCAGAUGGUGUUGUUCUGUAAGCUGUAAAUAUGACAACAUGGAGAAAUUGUACAUAAUGAGCGAGUGAAACGGUGAACAGCAUUUGUGAAAACAUGAAAACAGUUUUAUUAUGGGGAUCUCUGAGAUGAAUGAUGGACAUUUUGGUGUUUUUUGUGUUUUUUUGGUAAUAAAUAUUGUCUUUUAUAUUUA
Sardina pilchardus (European sardine) is the source of this 7542-nucleotide messenger RNA. It is a transcript of the gene pole, whose product is annotated as polymerase (DNA directed), epsilon. The coding region runs from base 389 to 7249 and encodes 2286 amino acids. Gene Ontology annotation, cellular component: nucleus; epsilon DNA polymerase complex. The transcript has 48 exons. The record is from RefSeq and is a predicted model, not a curated record. Gene Ontology annotation, molecular function: DNA binding; DNA-directed DNA polymerase activity; nucleotide binding. Lineage: Eukaryota; Metazoa; Chordata; Actinopteri; Clupeiformes; Clupeidae. Gene Ontology annotation, biological process: nucleotide-excision repair, DNA gap filling; DNA replication proofreading; leading strand elongation.